This is a messenger RNA of Aspergillus saccharolyticus JOP 1030-1, 3618 nucleotides long. RefSeq lists its product as uncharacterized. NCBI's taxonomy places the organism in Eukaryota, Fungi, Ascomycota, Eurotiomycetes, Eurotiales, Aspergillaceae. The coding region runs from base 1 to 3618 and encodes 1205 amino acids. The transcript is spliced from 5 exons. The record is from RefSeq and is a predicted model, not a curated record.
AUGGCCCCCAAGAAAAGCAAGGGGAAUAAGCAACCAAAGAAUAAGAAGGGCAAGAGUCAAGAGGCCUCUGGUACCCAGACACCUCAGCCCGAGCCUGCCGCUAUCGAACAAGAUGAACAACAACUAGAUCAACAAGAGACACCUCAACCUGAGCUAUCUCUCGAAGAACAACAAGAUCAGCCAGCGACCCCCAGUCAGGAACAAGAACCGCAAGAAAUAGACUGGCAAGACCAACAACCAAAGACACCUCAACCAGAGCUUUCAGAACAACAACAAGCACAGCACGACACACAAUUACAAGAAGAACAGCAGCAGCAGCAGCAGCACGGGCAAGAACAUCCACAGCACGAAGCUGCUGCCGAAUCGCAAGUAGCAGAGACAGAGCCCGUAUCUGAAACCGCAGCAGACCCUGCGUUGAAACCAGAGUCGGUGCCACAUCAAGAACCGGAACUGGAGCAACCACCGGUUGUUGUCGAGGAACAGUCAACUGUUCCUCAAACCGAGUCUCAAGCUCAGCCGUCAGUGACGGACGAGGGCUGGUCUGAUCAGCCAGUCAUCUCGGAGCUUGCUGCUAGCCAAGAGCCAGACGUGAACGAUGCACCGAAAAGUCUCGAACAACCACAAGAGUCAGCCUGGGAGGCAAUAGACUCGUCGGAACCCCCGGUGGCAAGGAUAGAAGAGACUUACGAGAACAGUCAAUCUUUGGCUGAACCCAGUGGCACUGCAGCACCCACGGAGGAGAACCCAGUGACAGCACCACAAACACCUUUAGAGCGCACAUUUGUCCCAACAUCUGCAGAGCCCCUAGAGUCUCCUGCGCAAACGGAGGAUCAGUUCGUGGCAGCCCCUGCCUACGCUGACGCCCCCUUCUCCGAAGCAGAGUUCGCUCAACCCAUGCCCGAGACCGACUCCCUUCCCAAGCAAACAACUCCACCUGCUUCCAAGCCCGCUUCUCCUGUUCCCCAAACAGCUUCACCCAUUCCGCCCACUGCAUCACCUGCUGCUGCUACACCACGUGCCCUUUCGCCCGUCGCGCAAGUGGCUCCGCCUGAACAACAGUAUCCCUCACCGAUGGCGGAACAGGAUGCUUUUCCUACACCGCCAGCAGAGUCUCCAGUAUUUCAACCAUCCUCACCCAUGGCGCAAACGAUGUCUCCAGGGUAUAGGACAGCGUCUCCCGUGGCAAAAACAAUUUCUCCCUCUCAGAAGCACAUUUCCCCGGUCGCCAAACCCGCAUCUCCCGUUGCAAAGGUUAGCAGUCCGCUAGCACGGGGGCACAUGUCGCCCGUCAUGUCUCCUCAGUCGGCCCCGCCGCCAAUGGGGCAGAGAGUGCCGUUGCAGGCCAUGCCACCCUAUCCGCCAUCAUAUCAUUCGCCUAUGAUGAGUGCCAACGGCUACUUGCCUCAAUAUGCCUACUUUCAACCGUCUCCUAAUGUGCAUCCCACACCUCGAGGCUCCAUAGACCCAGGCUCAGCAGCAUCUUUCCAGAUGUUGCGCGACCUGGGCUUUGCUAAUGGGCAUGGUCUCAAUGGCAAAGGAGGCACCAUCUCUCCUCCCGAGCAUGAAGAACCAAUCGAGCUUCUUCAGAGAAUUCAGGACGCUAUCCCUGAUAUCGGCCGACUGCUAUCAAGUUACAAGAACACCAAGGGUAAGCUCCAGGCCAGGGAAGCUGAAUUCAAGCAGAUGGAGUCUCAACAUGAGCAAGCUUUGAUGCACAAGGAAUUCUACAUUGAGGCGCUCCAGAAUCAGAUGCGGAAAAACGCGAAUGAGAGUGCCGAAGAGUCCACCAGGCUCAAGAACACAAUCAACGAGCUGCGGAUGGAGCUGGGGAACCUCGAUGAGAAGCAGAAAGACCUUGAAGAGAAGCUGCUUGAGUUUGAGAACUCUAACAAGGAGCUCACCCAAUCCAAGGCCGAGCUUGAGGAUAAGGUUGAAUCGCUCGACACUAGUCUGAAGGAGGCAUACGAGACGUAUGAGCGAGACAUGGACAAAGCCAAGGAGGAGAAAGCGGAAGCCCUUGCAACCCAAAAGCAAGAGUUGACCGAGCUGUUCGAAGAGAUCAAGGCCGAGGAUGAGAAAGCAGCAGCAGAAGCCUUGGCGGCACGCGAACGAGAAUUACUCGAUCAACAAGAGGCAAUGAAGAAUGAAUACGAAAACCAGAAGCAACAGAUGCAGGAAGCACAUGACACUCUGCAGGCUGACUUCGACUCUAAGGUGACUGAGUUGACCUCCACCAAAGAGGAACUGGAGACCAGGACCACCGAGCUCGCCGAUAAGCAGAAGGAACUGGAGGAUACAUGUGAACGACAUGCUCAAGAGCUGGAUGCUACCAACCAGGCGCAUGCUAGCGAAGUCGAGUCUCUUAACAAUAGCCACGCAGAGAAAGUGGCAGAGUUGGAGAAGGACUUUGCGGAUCAGCAGCAGCAAUGGGCGGAUGAGAAGUCUUCCCUCGAGCAACAAAUCGCGGAGAAGACGGAAGCCAUCGAGAACCUCGAGCGCGAGAACAAGAAACUGGAAGAGGAUGUUGCUGUCAAGGAGAAGCAGCUUCAGCACGCUGUGGAGAAUAUGCGCCUGACAAUUGACAAUUUAGACAAAGAUUGCGACAGACUGAGAAAGACCCUGCACAGCCUUGGCGAAGCCACUGACCUCAAGAGCACGAAGGGUGAUUCUUUCUUUUUGGACUGCUUCGGCCAACUCUCUCGUCUUAUUGUCUCCCUGUCCAAGGAGCACUUCUCGUACCUUCCAAUUGAUCCUCCCAAGGACAUCCUAUCCAAGCUUCCACCAGAGCUGCCAUCGUUUCUUGAUAAUACCCCGGCCUCGCGUGAAUUACGAUCCGCUUAUGUUCAACAUGUUGUGUCUAAGACGCUCACUUAUCGGAUCUUCCAACCCUUCCUCUUUACCCUCGGCAGACGUUAUGAUAAGGCGGACACUUUCUUCCAGAUGCUCUCUAUGGACAUCCGACGCAAAUCCGUGCGACGCGAAGCGUUCUGGAGGCAGCAAACGCUGAAGGCAGCCUACACUACAUCGGAUGCGAAGCAAUCUAUUAAUGUGGUCGCUGCGGUCAUUGUCGACGAGAUCAUUGAUCAAUUAAAGCACUUCGCAGACCCCCGGAAUUUGGACGCACUCCUGGUUGGCGUGAGGAAAAUCGUAAAAUUGGCAGCUGAAACGUGGAGACUGGCCCGGGUCGAGCGAGAGCUCAUCUUAGCAUCGCUGCCAGCGCCCGACGCUGACAUUGUUCCAAAUGACGAUUGGGAGGAAUAUGGAAUGCCCAAGGAAGGCACCCUUAGUUUCAAACACGAUCCGACACGUCAUGUUAUCCUCCGAACAUUCCCCCGGAUCACUCGCGAAGCAGCUCAUGAAGAUUUUAUCGGAGAGGAGGAGAAGUCCCAACCCUGCACCUAUUCGCAGGGAUGCGUCCUAUACUCUGACUCUCCUGUGGUGAUGGCCCGGCUGCAGGAGCUGGCCAAAAAGUCCACCGACGCCUUAGCUAGUGGGGACGAAUCCUCCCGCCGUGGCUCGCGGGAGUCUAUCCGUCGUGAAGGGGAUUUGUCUUACCCGAAGAAGAGCAAGGCAAGCAGAGAGGACAUCAAAGGCACACCCGAGAACAUCACAGUAUGA